This is a messenger RNA of Pristis pectinata (smalltooth sawfish), 4865 nucleotides long. RefSeq names its product sterol regulatory element binding transcription factor 1 (gene srebf1). NCBI's taxonomy places the organism in Eukaryota, Metazoa, Chordata, Chondrichthyes, Rhinopristiformes, Pristidae. Bases 287 to 3580 code for a protein of 1097 amino acids. Gene Ontology annotation, molecular function: protein dimerization activity; RNA polymerase II cis-regulatory region sequence-specific DNA binding; DNA-binding transcription factor activity, RNA polymerase II-specific. The transcript is spliced from 19 exons. The record is from RefSeq and is a predicted model, not a curated record. Gene Ontology annotation, biological process: regulation of transcription by RNA polymerase II. Gene Ontology annotation, cellular component: nucleus.
GGGACCUGCAGUGAUUGGCUCAACCAGAUCACCUCAUGGAAAAAAAAAUUCCAAUAUCCGCCCCUAAAUUUGAAUACAGUCAGUGUAUAUUUUUCGUGGAAGGAGGUGGUGUAGACAAGAAGUAAAGCAGUUCUAUAUCCUUACUGCUCUGCAAUGUGAUUUCAUACAUGCGCUGACCUGAAACGCUUACUGGAUAAAAUCUUAAAAAUAUGUGUACAUGAGUGAAAAUCUUUACCCCAAAUCAACCAACAUAAACCUUCUGUGAAGUUUUGAAGAGGUUGCAGCAAUGGAUUGCACGUUUGAAGAUAUGUUGCAGCUGAUUAACAAUCAGGAUGGAGAGUUCCCUGGGUUGUUUGACAACCACUUUGGCACUAGCACCCCUCUGCAAGAUAAUAGUUCAUCAGUCCUGCCUAACCAAGGAUCACUGAACAUGUCCCUUGAUAGCCUCUUGGGGAAUAGUGGGAAGACACAAACCCCUGCGAAAAUGUACCAGGGGCCUCCGCUCCAACAGCAGCUUCAACAUUCGCAGCAGUCACAACUCCUUCAGGCCCCUUCUACACAACAUGUCAAACAAGAGGCUGUUCAGUUGCAACAGGGCCAACAACAGCAGCCUCUCAUGAUGGCACAGAGUUUUGCAGCUUCUCCACAAUCACAGCCACAGUUUGUGCAGCAGCAACAGCAGCCUUUACUGGGGUAUCAGAACUCCAAUGGAUUUACAGCACUACAGCAGGGGAUACCUACCCAGCAGCUUCAGGGACUUGCAGUUCCUCAGCAGAUGCAGCCCAUGACCAUUCAGGCCCAGGUACAGAAUAUUUCUGCCCAGCAUCUUCUAACGACUGCAACAGCCAGUUCUACUCCAACUGUAUCAGCACAGCUCCAGCAAGUACCAGUUCUUUUCCAGCCUCAGUUCAUUAAAGCUGACUCAUUGCUUCUGACGGCUUUGAAGCCAGAUGGAUGUACUGUUGUGACAUCAGUAAAGUCUUCUACCAUAUCAACUUUGCCAACAACCACUACUCCCAUUCAAACUACAUCCCUGCAAAUGCCGGCUCUGGUAAGUGGGAACACAAUCCUGACCACAGUCCCUCUGAUGGUAGAUACAGACAAACUUCCCAUCAAUCGUAUGCCUGCAAGUGGCAGAUCUUGCAAUGCAUCAAACAAAGGGGAAAAACGCACAGCACAUAAUGCUAUUGAGAAACGUUACAGGUCAUCCAUUAAUGACAAGAUUGUGGAGCUCAAAGACCUUGUUGUUGGCACUGAAGGAAAGUUGAACAAGUCAGCAAUACUGAGGAAGGCUGUUGAUUAUAUCCGCUUCUUGCAACAAGCCAAUCAGAAGCUGAAGCAGGAGAACAUGGUCUUAAGAAUGGCAUCCCAGAAGAACCAGUCUCUGAAAGACAUUGUGGCUUCCACUGGAAUAGGUCUGGAUACAAUGUCGCAUGGGUUCAAGCAAGAACCUGAUCUGCUCAGCCCACCGCCAUCUGAUGCCGGUUCACCGCCUCAGAACAGCCCGUUCUCUGUCAGCAGCAGUGAUUCUGAGACAGACAGUCCCUUUUUUGAUGAUACCAAGAUGUCUGUUAAACAAGAGCAAACACUGCCAACCAGUGUUGGCAUGUUGGAUCGAUCCAGGAUGGUACUUUGUACCUUUGUAUUCCUCUGCCUCUCCUUUAACCCUCUGGCAUCAUUGAUGGGUGGAUCGGACAUCAGGUUGGUGGAGAAUGGAGAAUACCACGGAGCAGGCAGAAGCAUGUUGGGAUUUUCUGUAGAAGCUUCUUCCAGCUGGUUUUCCUGGGUCUGGCCAACACUGAUCCUUUGGUUAAUUAAUGGAAUAAUUGUCCUGAUCGUAUUCAUUAAGAUCUUUGUAUACGGUGAGCCAGUCACUCGGCUGCACUCUGAAUCAUCUGUCCUGUUUUGGAGGCACCGCAAGCAGGCUGAUCUGGACCUAGCGAGGGGUGAUUUUGCACAGGCUUCCCAGAACCUCUGGAUUUGUUUGAAAGCACUGGGGCGCCCUCUGCCAACUUCCAAUUUAGAUUUUGCCUGCAGCCUGAUGUGGAACAUCAUCCGGCAUAUCCUGCAGCGACUCUGGAUCGGGCGCUGGUUUGCAGCACAAGCUGGUGGUUUCAGGCAGAACCAAGAGCUGAAGGAUGACAUGAGGAAGUGCACUCGGGAGGCUGCGUUGGUCUAUCACAAGCUGCAGCAGCUUCACAUGACUGGCAAAUUGGGUGGCAGCUACCUAUCUGCAAUUAACAUGGCACUGAGUGCAGUAAACCUUGGUGAAUGUGCUGGAGAUGCCAUCUCUGUUGCCACUAUGGCAGAGAUGUAUGUGGCAGCGGCAAUCCGCAUUAAAAUCAGUCUGCACAGAAGACUCCAUUUCAUGACUCGUGUCUUCCUGAGCAGUGCCAGGCAGAUCUGUCUGUCACAGAGCGGAACUAUACCACCUGCAAUGAAAUGGCUGUGCCACCCUCAGGGCCACAGAUUCUUUGUUGAUGAAGAUUGGACUGUCAAAAGCACCCCCAAAGACAGCAUUUAUAGUGUUACUGGGAACCCAGUUGAUCCAUUGGCUCAGGUAACUCAGGCUUUCCGAGAACACCUGCUGGAAAAGGCAUUAUAUUGCAUCGCCAAACCGGAAAACAGCAAGCCAGUGACUGGGGAGGGAGUAGAGUUCUCAGAUGCUCUUGAGUAUUUACAACUGCUGAAUAGUUGCUCUGAUGCUGCUGCAAUCACCACGCAAACCUUCGCUAUUGGCUCAAGUAUGGCAACUGUCACAGGUACUGAUCCAGUCGCAAAGUGGUGGGCUUCCAUGAUUGUUGUUGCCAUCAACUGGUUGCAAGGUGAUGAUGAUGCAGCAGAACGUCUGUAUCCUGUGGUGGAAUGCAUGCCAAAGCCUCUGCAUGCAACAGAGAGCCAAUUGCCAAGAGCAGCGCUGUUUGCAUUCAAGGCUGUGCGUGCCAUAUUGGGUAAGCAGGACGGCAGCCAGAUGAGCCUCUUGCACUGUGAAAAGGCCAGUGGGUACCUGAGGGACAGUCUCAAUAUGGCAUCCUCCACCAGCAACAGCAUUGAUAAGGCAGUGCAGCUGUUGCUGUGUGAUCUCCUGCUCGUCACCAGGACCAGUGUAUGGCAGCAACAGUUCACUGGGAGUCAGCUCACGAGUGGCAUGCAUCAGGCAUCCCCACUCGAGCUGAGAGGCUUUCAGCAGGACUUGAGCAGUCUCAGGAAGCUAUCCCAGACUUUCAGACCUGCCCUCCGUAGGGUGUUCCUGCAUGAAGCAACAGCCAGGUUAAUGGCAGGAGCCAGUCCAACCCGUACUCACCAGCUAUUAGAUCGUAGUCUCAGGAGGCGGGUCACAAACCCAAUGCCCAAAGGUGGUGAGACUGAAACACACCCUGGCCGGCGGGAGCAUGCUGAAGCUCUCCUACUGGCAUGUCGCUAUCUUCCACCGAGCUUCCUGUCUGCACCAGGCCAGCGAGUCGGCAUGCUGGCUGAGGCAGCCCACACACUGGAAAAGAUUGGCGACAAAAGGACUCUUCAUGACUGCCAGCAGAUGAUCAUGAAACUGGGCAGUGGCACCACAGUCACCACAAGUUAAAGUGGUAGUACUUUUUAAGAAAGGCCUCGCCUAUACCCUGAAAGCACUGUGACUGUAUAGUGUACGUGCCCCUGAUGAAGCAGCACUGCCCUUUUAAUUUCAUAUUAAAAUAAUAAUUUGGUAAAAUAAAUAUCAUAUUUUCAUAGGUUAAAGAGUCUGUACAUAAAAAUAUUUAUAAUUUUUUAAGGUCAAAAGUUGGGAUGCAGCAAAUUCAUUUUUUGUAGAAUUAAAAGUACUUGUCUGUCUAGAAGCUUAGCUUCCUCUAUAAUACUGCACCAGUGACAAAGCCAUUCUGGGCUAUAUUCUGUGCAAUAUACUUUUAUAUAAUUAAAAUAACCCAAAUGAAAGUAUACAAUGCAGUUUAUCUUUGUCCACACUAAAUUGUUUGCAUGUACCAGCACAAUAUUUUUCAGGGCACUCCAGAUUUUUUUCCUUUGUUCAGUCGCUUGGAGAGAUGGGAUGCUUUGAGAAUAUGUUUUCCUUGUCUGUUGGGUCUGUGCCACAAAUGAUUUGGAAAAGUGAUUGUACUGAGGGAAUUCUAGAGAGCUGUAGCUUAAAUUUUUCAACAAGGCUUUAACCUGAGAUUCUGAUCGAGCAGAGUCAGAGACGCAAAGGGAAGAUGGUUACAACCUCACAAUAUCCUCACCUAUACUGUUUUGGUAAAUUCGGUUAUACUCCUGUGAAUGAGAGGAUCUGUAUCAUUUGAAGGAGACUCUUGUCAUACUUCUUACUCUAAUGGUUAUUGUACAAACUGUCUGAAGUUAAACUAUUAUUAAUUUAUCAGCUAAUCAAAUGUGCCCAGCAGUCUCCUCUGGAAUUGAAUGCAGCUGCUGGCCAGUUACCUCAUUGGAGUAACCCGAGGGAGGCUACGGCUCAUUUGGUUGAAUACCCUCUUUCUGUACUGUGUGCCACAUUGAUCAUUGAAGUGGAAAACAUAUGGUAGUUUAGGAAAAGAACAAAUUUAUUCCAACAUGAGCUUGGUUGAACAAAAUGUACAAACUCAACUUGCCUACUUUUGUAAGGUAAUCCCACACCUAUGUUAUUCUCUUGCAUCUCUCAGUUUUGUAAAUUUACAUCUGUAUUAACAAUUCCCUUAAGUGUUUUAAAAAGUUGGAUCACAUCUCUCUUUAAUUUGUCUCUCCCACAAGAUUGGACUUGGUCUUUCCAUUGCUGAAUGAAUGAAACCUGUCUACUGUUUGAUGCCUUUUCACAGCCUCUGUCUUGCUGCACACAUCUUUUUAAGCAGAAUUGACAAUGAAGAAUUAAUGUUGUACAAAGUACUGUA